Messenger RNA from Aspergillus sclerotioniger CBS 115572, 873 nucleotides. RefSeq lists its product as uncharacterized. The record is from RefSeq and is a predicted model, not a curated record. The transcript is spliced from 2 exons. Gene Ontology annotation, cellular component: membrane. Bases 1 to 873 code for a protein of 290 amino acids. NCBI's taxonomy places the organism in Eukaryota, Fungi, Ascomycota, Eurotiomycetes, Eurotiales, Aspergillaceae.
AUGACCACUGCCUACUAUGCAUACACACCCAGCGCCAUCCCAGCCAUCAUCGGAGUUGGGAUCUACUGCACACUAGCAGCAGUGCAUUCACUUCGCGUCAUCUCCACCAAGGCCUGGGACGGGUCUUUUAUGAUAUUUGGCAGUUUCUUUCAAGCAAUGGGCUGCGGCGCACGCAUCCUAUCCUCCCACAACAAGUACGAAAAAGGCGCAUGGGCCGCACAAUACGUGCUUCUUAUCUGGGGCCCAGCGCUUGUCAUGUUCACCGUCAAUCUAACCAGUGUGGAAUUCACCAAAGCCAUUGGAGCCGAAAAGAAAGUCCUCAUCAAACCGCGCAUCGCACGACCCCUCUACUUCACCAUCAACACCAUCCUCUUCCUGCUCCUAAGCAUCGGAGUCGUUAUGAAAGUCACCGCUGCCACCGAAAAACUCCAGAUGGGAACCACUCUGACCAAAGCUGGUCUAAUCAUCCAGUUGCUUUUCUGGCUGUUUACCUUUAUUGAGAAUCUUGUGAUGACGAUUCGUCUGGGUCGGGAUCCUAGCAAAGAGUCGCUGGAGGUAGUUCCUCAAUGGAAACGAUGGAAUCAGUUGUUGGGUCUGGCGACUUCCAUUAUUGCUAUGGGGCAUAAUGUUGUUCAGUUGACGCAGAUGGGCAUGGCGUCGGAUGGAUUUAUGAAUGCUACCGAGUGGCCGGCCUACGCGUUUGAUAUUUAUCAGUUGGCGGUUGUGUUGGGGGCUUGGGGGAUUUGGUAUUUGCCCGGUCGGUGUCAAGCGGUGGUUCCUAAGCGGAAGGGUAAUUGGGGGUUGAUGGCGAGUGAAUAUCAGCUUACUGAGUCGCGUAAUGUUGAUUAUCCGGAUACUAGAUAUGGGGCUUAG